AUGCAUCCGGAUCCCGGCCGCUUACAGGCACUGCUCUGCAUCGCUGCCGUCGCUCUCCUCUCCGCCGCAAGUUCAGAUUUAACUCCCCGUUUUAGUUCUGAGCCUCUGUCUACCGUCCAGAAGCCUGGUGGACCCGUACAACUCCGCUGCGCUGCUGAGCCCUCCGCAGCUCGCCUUUCUUGGCUGUUUAAUGGGGAACCUCUGGACAGCAAAGCCGGAGAAGUGGAAAUCCGGUCGGGAUCUUUGACAAUCGUCUCCCUCGGCCUGUCAACGUCUGGCCGCUAUCAGUGCGUCGCUAACAGCAGCGUGGGCGCCGUCCGCAGCAGGCCUGCAACGGUAUCGAUGGGCAGUCUGGCUAAUUUCGAGACGUCGGCGCAACCUGCCGUUGCGGCAGAGGAAGGAGGUACGGCUUUCCUUGGCUGCCAAGUGCCAGAAAGUAACCCGAAAGCACAGGUUCGCUUUCAAGUGCGGGGAAAAUGGCUGGAACAAUCGACAGACAACUACCUAAUUCUUCCGUCUGGAAACCUGCAGAUUUUGAAUGUAUCUUUAGAAGACGAAGGAUCCUAUAAAUGUGCGGCGUACAACCCGGUUACUCGGGAGCUCCGAAUAGAACUCGCUGGACGUAAGCUCAUAGUCACGCGUUCUUCCUCAACCGGCUUCCACAUACUUCACCCCCGGACACCCCAGAGCCUGGCGGUGCCCCGGCACAGCCCUCUGACGCUGGAGUGCGUGGUCAGCGGGUCGCCUCCAGCCUCCCUCCGCUGGGUUAAAGACGGCCGGGAGGCGCCGAGAGAAGGCAGGUGGAAACCGCUGCACUCCCAUCUGGUGACGGACAGGCUCGAGACGUCGGACUCUGGAAAUUACUCCUGCGUGGUGGGGAACGAAUCGGGAGCGGUGAAAUACGUUAACUAUUCGCUUACCGUACUUGAACCUGCCUGGAUCUCCAAGGGACUGCAAGACGAAACCGUGGCCGCUGGAGCGACUGCGCAUUUCUGGUGCGACGUCCGGGGAAGCCCCGCUCCGACCCUCACCUGGCUCCACAACGCAGCCCCGCUCCGUCUCUCUCCACGGCAUCUGCCGACGGGAAACCGUCUGCGCAUCCGCGGCGUCACCCCGGAGGACUCCGGUUUGUACCAGUGCGUAGCGGACAACGGACUCGGAGUGGCGCAGUCCACUGGGAGACUUCGUGUCCAGCUGGGCAAAGGCUCUAGGCCAGUUAUAGUCUCUCCCCCAGCAAGCAUCGCUGUGAUGGAUGGUGGGGACGUUACGCUGACUUGCAAUGCCACUGGCCUGCCCGUUCCCGUCAUCCGUUGGUACGACAGCAGAGGACUCAUCACCAGCCAAUCUUCCCCGGUGCUUCGUUCCAAACCUCAGAAACCUCCUCGAGCCACGCCGGGCAGCGCCGUGGCGGAGCCCACCGCCUCUUCCUCCCCGUCUCAAGCGGGCUGGAGCUCCUUGCACGUUAGGAACGCGACUGCCGAGCGCGGCGGGGAGUACACCUGCGAAGCCAUCAACCGGCACGGCUCCGUGGUGUCCAAAGCCUUCCUGACAGUCGUUCCUUUAGAAACCAGCGCGAAAGCGGAAGAGACGUCUCCUGCGGAGGUUGCCCGGAGCGAUGAACGCGACGGCGAUUUGGGGGCAGAAAGAGGGGUUUCCAGCUCGCCUCCCCCCAAACGGCACAUGGAUGCAGCUGCAACGGAAAAAGCCUGGAAUGCCGCCGCUCCCCCCGAAGCCCCCAUCAUCCUCAGCCCCCCGCAGACGCCGAAACCGGCCACGUACAACCUGGUGUGGCGGUCGGGGAGGGACGGGGGUUCGCCCGUCAACGCCUAUUUCGUGAAAUACCGCAAGCUGGACGAUGGCGGCGGCGCGGUGGGAAGCUGGCAGACGGUGCGCGUCCCCGGCAGCGAGAACGAGCUGCGGCUCACCGAGCUGGAGCCUUCCAGCCUGUACGAAGUUUUAAUGGUGGCGAGGAGCGCCGCUGGCGAAGGCCAGCCUGCCAUGCUGACGUUUCGCACCAGCAAAGAGAGAACAUCCUCCUCGAAAAACACUCAGGCUCCCUCUCCGCCACUAGGCGUUCCUAAACAUCCCGUCGUUCACGAAGGGACAAAUAAUUUCGGCGUCGUCCUUCCGGACCCAUCUCGACACAGCGGAGUUCCGGAAGCUCCCGACCGACCCACCAUCUCCACGGCUUCGGAAUCGUCCGUCUACGUCACGUGGAUCCCACGAGCCAACGGCGGCUCCCCCAUCACUGCCUUCAAAGUGGAGUAUAAACGCCUGGGUCGAAACAGCGACUGGCUAAUUGCAGCUGAUAACAUUUCUCCUUCCAAGCUCUCCGUGGAAGUUCGCAACUUGGACCCAGGAGAAAUGUACCGGUUCCGUGUGAUCGCUGUGAACAAUUACGGGGAGAGCCCACGCAGCGCAGCAUCUCGCCCUUACCAAGUGGCCGGAUUCACCAGCCGGUUUUCCAACCGCCCCAUCACCGGACCUCACAUUGCUUAUACCGAAGCCGUCAGCGACACUCAGAUCAUGUUAAAAUGGACGUAUAUUCCGUCGAGCAACAACAACACCCCCAUCCAAGGAUUUUACAUCUAUUACCGCCCUACGGACAGCGACAACGACAGCGACUACAAGAGGGACGUCGUGGAAGGUACGAAGCAAUGGCACCUGAUAAAUCACCUGCAGCCGGAAACCUCGUACGACAUUAAAAUGCAGUGCUAUAACGAAGGCGGCGAAAGCGAGUACAGCAACGUGAUGAUCUGCGAAACCAAAGUGAAACGCGCGCCGGGAGCAUCCGAAGAUCCGGUGAAGGACCUGAGCACGCCACCGAAUCCCCCCGACCGGGUCGGGGGAAGCGGAACUGGUCCUUCCAACGGCCCCGUGCGCAGCGGCGACAUGCUCUACUUGAUUGUGGGCUGCGUCCUCGGGGUGAUGGUCCUCAUCCUCAUCGUUUUCAUCGCCAUGUGCCUCUGGAAGAACCGUCAGCAGAACGCCAUGCAGAAGUACGACCCUCCUGGCUACCUCUACCAAGGGGCAGAUAUCAGCGGGCAAAUGAUGGAGUACGCCGGCUUGCCCGGCACGAGCCGACUCGACGGCGCCAUCCACGGCAACUUCAGAAGCAACGGCGGGCUGAGCAACGGUUGCCCGCACCUCCAUCACAAAAUGGCUAACGGCGUUAACGGCAUCGUCAACGGAGGAGCUGGGCUGUACGCGGGGCACGCCAACUCCCCGUCCGGGACGCGCGGGGACUACGAACAUCCCCACCGUCUUGUCAACGGCGGUGGGAUGUACACAGCGGUGCCGCAAGCCGACCCCUCGGAGUGCAUCAGUUGCCGAAAUUGUCGGAACAAUAACAGGUGCUUCACCAAAAGCGACGGCUCUUUCGGCGCCGCCGCACCCGUCGUCCCCUUCGGAGCGCCACACCAGCGGGACCUUUUGGAGAUGAAACCUCUGAAUCGCCGGGUGGUGGUGACCAUGUGUUUGGCGUCCGCCCUCCCGGAACGCGACGUCCGGCUGGAGGAAAACGACGGCAAAGAGAAAACAGACCAACCUUCCGUCCAGCAUCCCUGCUGUCGGGAAGCCGUAAAUCGGCUCUCCGUGGAUUACGCGGACGGUGAGGACUGCGGCCACUCGGAGACGUCGAACCGCGUCUUGAGCUGGAGCCCCCUCAUUCUGCGGCCUCUUCCGAAGGACUGGAAGGAAAAAGGAGGAUGGAGUUCAUCCGGAGUGGCCUUAAACGCUUCUGGGGACCUUCGGCGGCUGCAGCCGCGGGAAACCUGA
This is a messenger RNA of Charadrius vociferus (killdeer), 3777 nucleotides long. RefSeq names its product cell adhesion associated, oncogene regulated (gene CDON). Gene Ontology annotation, cellular component: axon; plasma membrane. Gene Ontology annotation, biological process: axon guidance; cell-cell adhesion; nervous system development. The record is from RefSeq and is a predicted model, not a curated record. The transcript has 19 exons. Gene Ontology annotation, molecular function: protein binding. NCBI's taxonomy places the organism in Eukaryota, Metazoa, Chordata, Aves, Charadriiformes, Charadriidae. The coding region runs from base 1 to 3777 and encodes 1258 amino acids.